Messenger RNA from Ochlerotatus camptorhynchus, 1522 nucleotides. RefSeq names its product cytochrome P450 4c21-like. Gene Ontology annotation, molecular function: monooxygenase activity; iron ion binding; oxidoreductase activity, acting on paired donors, with incorporation or reduction of molecular oxygen. Lineage: Eukaryota; Metazoa; Arthropoda; Insecta; Diptera; Culicidae. The record is from RefSeq and is a predicted model, not a curated record. The transcript has 5 exons. Bases 8 to 1522 code for a protein of 504 amino acids.
UUCCAGAAUGGAGAUCACCCAAGUGCUUUCGUGGACUGUAGUGGGUUUAGUAGUGAUUGCGUAUCUUGCUCAUAAAUGGAAAUACAGGAGCAUCAGGGCCAUUCCCGGUGUCGAGCCCGAUUAUCCCUUCCUUGGAAAUAUACCGCUGUUUUUGAAGAAAGGGAAUUCUUUCAUGAAAAUAUAUCGAACCGAGCAUCGCGUGUCGAAAAUAUGGUUGGGCCCCGUGCCGCUCAUCAACGUGCAGCAUCCGGAGCUGGUGCAGAAAGUGUUGACCGAAUGUCUCGAUAAACCAUUCGCGUACGAUUUUAUGGAACUGGGCACGGGAUUAAUAGCUCAACGAUACAGCAGCGUAUGGCGAGAGCAUCGGAAAACGUUAAGUCCACUUUUCAACUCCAGAAUACUAAACAGCUUCAUUCCUGUAUUCGAAAGAGCAACCACCGAGAUUGUGAAGCGGCUAGAACAAGUAUCCGAUGGACGAGAUGUUGAUCUGUUAAAGUAUACCAGUCACUGCAGUGCCCAGAUGGUUCAUGGUACGAUGGUGAACAUUGAACAUGUGCCGGAGGAAAUCUAUAGCUCGCUGAUUACGAAUUUGGAGAUCAUUCUGGAUGCGUUGGGAAAACGAAUCAUGAAUGGCGUGUACGCUCUGAAAACUUUGUACAAAAUGAGUGCAAUGUACCGAGAAGAAUGGCGCUCCAGAAAGAUAUGCUACGAAACGGUGAAUGAUGGCAUCAUGCAAAUGCGAAUGAAUAUCCUCAGCGAGCAGAGUGCACCCGCCGCAGCCGACAGAGAGGACCCAUCAAAGUCGAAAGCUUUUGUCGAACGAUUGCUCACCAUUCAGCAUAAAGGGCGUAGCUUCACUGACGAGGAAAUUAUCAAUCAUGCUUACACGAUGUUGGUUGCUGGUUACGAAACAACAGCUUUGCAACUGACGAAUAUUUGUAUGAUGUUAGCGAUGCAUCCGGAGAUACAGGAAAAAGUCGUCCAUGAGAUCAAGACGGUAUUUCCACUGCCAGACUCUGCAGUCACACCGGAAGCACUCAAAGAUCUUCCAUAUCUGGACAUGACAAUAAACGAAACUAUGCGGCUCUAUCCGGUGGUACCGAUAAUUGCGCGGCAAAGCAGCAGUUCUCUCGAAUUGGAUGGAGUAAAUAUCCCAAAAGGAACGUCUUUUGUCGUCAACAUUGGUGCAGUACACCGGCGCAAGGACCAAUGGGGAGCGAAUCCGCUUGAAUUCAAUCCAGAAAACUUUCUACCCGAGCGAGUCGCGAACCGACAUCCAUACGCCUUCAUUCCGCUCAGUGCCGGCCCUAGAGUCUGUAUUGGCAACCGGUAUGCUAUGAUUUCGCUCAAGGUCUUUCUAAUCCGGUUAUUACAACAGUAUCGAUUGAGCACCAAAUUGACUCGAAAAGAUUUAAAGUUCAAAUUUCAAAUCACGUUGAAGCUCAAAAUGCCAUAUACGAUGCAACUAGAGAAAAGGAAUCUAUACGAAGAGGAACGAGUAGGAGCUGGAGUCUCGGCGUAG